Eriocheir sinensis (Chinese mitten crab) is the source of this 2521-nucleotide messenger RNA. RefSeq lists its product as uncharacterized. NCBI's taxonomy places the organism in Eukaryota, Metazoa, Arthropoda, Malacostraca, Decapoda, Varunidae. The record is from RefSeq and is a predicted model, not a curated record. The coding region runs from base 486 to 1742 and encodes 418 amino acids. Gene Ontology annotation, molecular function: DNA-binding transcription factor activity. The transcript has 8 exons.
UCGCUCAGUGGGACCAAAUGACACAGAACUCAUUUACGGGCAAGAGAAAUGAAGGGCUGUGAAGCUGGGAGAACCUGACGACCCCUAAGGCAGCCCCGGGGUAGAGGAACACCCUGGGGGAAGGAGACAUGAAGAGCACCAGUGAGUCUCAGGUUCAAGAGUCCAUCGCUCGUUCUGGAAGACUUCGUCCCCAGCGUCUCCAUGAUAUUAGUGGGAUUUUGUAUUACAGUGGGGAAAGUUAAGUUACACAGCACCAUUGAAGAGGAAACUGUGUGAAUAAAGAGAAGAGAGGACCGAGAGGAGGAGGACCAGGAGGAGGAGGACCUAAGAAGAGCUACCAAGCGUUCCUUCAAGAAGAAGAAGAAGAGGAGGAGGAGGAAGCUCUCACCCUCCCUCAGGCCAGCGCGGGACGGACGGACGCUUUUGCAAACUUUAAGGGAGGAAAUCGAGGUGUUGGCGCCCGUGUCCUCCAUGUCCCAGUAGCCAUGUCCACGUACCAGGUCAGGUCACUGGAGGAGGCUGACCAGAUCAUCCGUGAGCACGAGAGGAAGACCAAGACGACCUACGCCCUCCUGCGCUCCACCAAGAACUUCGGUUGUGUGGAUGUGCCUGCGUGCGCCAAUGACGAGAAUGAGGUGCGGUUCGAGACGGUUGGCGUGCCUUACUGCGGCGUUCCCUUCUUUGUGGCCGGCCUCAAGAUCCUCCAAUGCCAGUCCUACAGAGUGCGUGGCGGAAGAAAAAAGAAGGAGAUCAAGAUAGAGUUGACAGGGUCCGGCGCGGGAGUGAUCGGCGAGGCGGGGGUCGGGGAUGCCGGGGGGGACGACGACGACACGCUGCAGCCCAAGCCCAUGGUGAAGAAGAAGAAGAAGGCCGGGCGCACCAACAAAGUGGGCUGCACCGCCACCAUCAUCAUGAAGGAGGUCAUCUACUACCCAGAGUUCCAGCUUUUUGAGCACUCGAAGAACAACCGAAUCGCCGUCGCGCGUCAACUGAAGGAGGCGCUGAAGUCCAAGGCCCCGGUGCAGAAGGACAGGAUAAUCUAUGUCACGGUUCCUGCCAUGUCGGACCACUUUGGGCACACUGUGGGGCUGGGAACGACCAAGCAACAGGGCGGGAAACGGCUAUUUGUGAAGAACGACUUUUACGGCCACAACGAGCCUGGACCAAGCAAGCGCGUGUACUACCCCGUCAAGCAGGAGAAGCUCAACGUCGCGCAGCUGGCCAAGCGCAUGAAAGUGGACGAGGAUGACACAGAAGCGCGUGCCAGGGAAGUGAGGGAGGUCCUACAGAGCAUCAUGGGUCUUACGUACAAGCAACCAGGGACCACAGAGGCGUAUCGGGAGCUGCACAAGGACCUGAUGCACGCCAAGCUGAGGUACCAGCAGACCAUGGACACCCUCCUUGGGGGAUCGUCCGUCGCACAGAUACACGUAGUCGACGGCAUCAUCGCCCACAACGGGGACCCACUCCAAGGGGCGCCACACCAACACACAGAGGACGCGUGGCCGGCAGCGACUCGAGCCACGGCCGUCACCACCGCCACCUCCGUCAACGUGUCCCUCGCAGCCGCCGCCGCCCCAGUAGCCCCCACCACCACCACCACCACCAUCGCCGCCGUUCCGCAGGUCCAGCAGAAUCCCGCCACCGCAGCGACCACCACCACAGCAACCACAGACGGGAGCAACCAGGAAACGAGUAUAUUUAUCGAGGCAAUGGAGGCGAUUCUUAACUCGCAGAUGUAGAGUGUAUGCGUGUGUGUGUGUGAGAGAGAGAGAGAGAGAGAGAGAGAGAGAGAAAGGAUGGACUGCUCUCUCUAUGCAUUUCUUAGUGUAUCAUAAUGUAUCAUAACUCGAAUAGUUUACAUAGUUUAGCGUAAUUCUCCUCCUCUUCCUCCUCCUCGCAUCGACCCCUGUGUGUGUGUGUGUGUGUGUGUGUGUGUGCGCUGUAACAUUCAGAUUUCCGUACUGACGUUUUUUAUCGUUUACCUUCAGUUCUUAUUCUCAUGGUUGUUGUAAGUAUUUCCGCCCACAAAAGACUGUCCCUCGAAACACCUCCUCCUCCCCUUGUGACGGCAGGCAGCGGCAGGACACACACAGCAUUCACUUCUGUUGCUGAUGACCCACCAUACCCAGCCAUUUCGUCCACCUCCACACAGUAAAUUAGUUUCUCUUCAUCACGUAAGGCCAGUUCAUGCACGCCACCUUUGACACUCUCUCAAGGUAAGAUUGAAAGUUUUGUUCAAGUUGUUGUAUACUUUAUUUGAUUUAAUACUCAUGUUUUGUUUACUGAGGUGUAGUGUAUGUGUUCCUGGGUUCACGCAUACGAUUACACUGUGUUCACUUCUGUGUUACUCGAUGUUCAGACGCACACAUCCUACACUGUUGUACCAUUCUACGUUCAUGUGUGGACUUACGAACGGCUGCUACAAACCGAAUCUUUUUGACGAUAGGGGAGACUCUGUAAUAUCUUCGUACUUGAUCGGGGGCUUCGUGGUGCAGUGGUUAGCACACUCAGCUCAACC